AGCCAUCACAUUUGUUGGUAUGCCAUUCAACAUGAGGCUUUUUGCAAGUCUUUUUCUUGGUUGUCUGUGUGUUGCUUUUGCAAAUGGAGAUUCAAAGGCUAUAACAACUAGCCUUACAGCAAAAUGGGCUUCUACUCCACUGCUCCUAGAAGCAAGUGAAUAUUUAGCAGAAGAAAGACAAGAGUUUUUUUGGGAUUUUGUAGAAGUUAAUCAAUAUAUUGGACCUGAUGAUCAUGAAGGCACUGAUCAGUCUUACUAUCAUCUCAUCCUGAAGAGAGCUAGCCAAUUCCUCACUGCUCUGCAGCUUAAUUUGAUGAAAUUUGCUCUGUCUUUGCGUGCAUAUUCUGCAACAGUGCAGUCCUUUCAACAGAUCGCAGCAAAUGAAUCCCCACCUCCAGACUGCAGUGCUUUCUUUAGCAUUCAUGGGGAGAGUACAUGCGAUCCAAAAAGUUUAACAAAUCUGCUGGAGUCUGCAUCAGAGAGACCAAGACCUUUUUUAUUUAAAGGAGAUCACAGAUUCACAUUGUCAAAUCCAAUUGCACCUGUAGUUAUCUUGUAUGCUGAAAUGGGCACCAAAGAAUUCUCCCAGUUUCACCAGCUUCUUGUGUCAAAGGUUAACCGUGGAGAGAUUACCUAUGUUCUCAGACAUUACAUUGCGAAUCCAAGUAAAAAUAAAGUUUUCCUCUCUGGAUAUGGUGUUGAACUGGCAAUCAAAAACCAAGAAUACAAAGCAAAGGAUGAUACUCAAGUUCAAGGUGCAGAGGUGAAUGCUACAGUGUUUGGAGAAAAUGAUCCAGUAGAUGAAGUUCAUGGAUUCCUGUUUGGAAAACUUAGGACUCUAUAUCCUGAUCUUGUAGAGCAGCUGAAAGAGCUCAGAAAACAUCUUGUAGAAAGCACCAAUGAAAUGGCACCACUCAAAGUUUGGCAGCUGCAAGACCUAAGUUUCCAAACAGCAGCUCGAAUCCUUUCAGCCCCCUCUGUUGAUGCAUUGAUGGUCAUGAGGGAUCUAAGCCAGAACUUCCCUAAUAAAGCCAGGUCAAUUACACGAACAGUAGUAAACUCGGAACUCAGAAAAGAAAUAGAAGAAAACCAAAAGUACUUUAAAGGAACUUUAGGCCUGCAGCCUGGAGACUCUGGACUUUUUAUCAAUGGUCUUCAUAUCGACUUGGAAGUUCAAGAUAUCUUUAGUAUUUUUGAUGUUUUGCGAAGUGAAGCCCACGUAAUGGAAGGCCUGCGUAGUUUAUUGAUAGAAACAUCAUUUAUUCAUGACAUAUUGAAACUCAAUGUACAGCCUUCAGAUGCAGACUAUGCUGUGGAUAUCCGGAACUCAGCAAUUUAUUGGAUUAAUAACCUUGAGACUGACACCAGAUACAGUUCCUGGCCCUCUAGUGUGCAGGAGCUCCUGCGACCCACUUUUCCUGGAGUUAUUCGACAGAUCAGAAAGAAUUUUCAUAAUUUUGUACUUAUUGUUGACCCUACUCAUGAGAGUACUGUCGAGCUGAUAAAUGUUGCAGAAAUGUUUUUUAGCAAUCAUAUUCCAUUAAGAAUUGGUCUUGUAUUUGUUGUUGAUGACUCUGACGAAAUUGAUGGGAUGCAGGAUGCUGGUGUUGCAUUGCUCAGAGCUUUCAAUUAUAUCUCUGAAGAAAUGGACAAUCAUCAAGCUUUUCAAGUAAUAACAUCGAUGUACAACAAAGUUCAGCCUGGAGAGAAGCUUAAAGUUGAGCAUGUAAUUAGCGUUCUGGAGAAGAAAUAUCCAUAUGUAGAAAUAAGCAGCGUUUUGGGAGCUGAUUCACCUUAUGACAAGAACAGAAAGGAGGGUCGAGGUUACUAUGAACAAACUGGAGUUGGCCCUCUUCCAGUUGCAAUGUACAAUGGAAUGCCCUUUCAGAAAGAGCAAAUGGAUGCCGAUGAGCUGGAAACUGUAACUAUGCAGAAAAUUCUAGAGACCACUAGUUUCUACCAGAGAGCAGUCUACCUGGGUGAACUGACAAGUGACCAAGAUGUUGUUGACUUUAUAAUGAACCAGCCUAAUGUUGUUCCAAGAAUUAACUCAAGAAUUCUUGCCACUACUAGACAGUACCUUGAUUUGUCACACAGCAACAAUCAUUUUAUUGAUGAUUUUAGUAGAUUCGUUUUCCUUAAUUUGAAAGAGAAGAAUGCUGCUGUAGCCAACAGCAUGAAUUAUUUGACCAAAAAAGGAAUGUCUUCCAGAGAGGUCUAUGAUGACUCCUACAUACGUCCAGUUACUUUUUGGAUUGUGGGUGACUUCGAUAAGCGUUCGGGAAGACAAUUAUUGUAUGAUGCAAUAAAGCAUAUGAAAUCCAGCAACAAUGUUCGACUUGGCAUGAUAAACAACCCAACAGAGAAUCCAUCUAUGAAUAAUAGUCAUGUGGCAAGAGCAAUGUGGGCAGCAAUUCAAACACAGACAGCCAACAACGCCAAAAAUUUCAUCACUAAGUUGUCUAAGGAAGAAACUGCAGAAGCCCUGGAAUUAGGGGCUGAUAUUACACAUUUUUCUGUAGGGGGAAUGGAUAUAGAUUUGUUUAAAAGUGCUUAUGAAUCCUUCAAACUGGACUUUCUUCAUUCUCACGCCUCCUUCUGUAAAGAUGUUCUAAAGUUCAAAAGUGGACAAAGAGCUGUGAUAAGCAAUGGAAGGGUAAUUGGACCACUUGAAGAAUCUGAAGUGUUCAAUCAAGAUGAUUUCCUUCUUUUGGAAAGCAUAAUUCUAAAGACGUCUGGGGAGAGAAUUAAAAGCAAGAUACAGCAAAUAGGAAUAGAAGAGGAUCGUGCCAGCGACUUGGUUAUGAAGGUGGAUGCUUUACUUUCUUCUCAACCAAAAGGGGAUGCAAGGAUUGAUUAUAAUUUUUUUGACGAUCGCCACAGUGCAAUCAAACUACGACCUAAGGAAGGAGAAGUCUAUUUUGAUGUGGUGGCUAUUGUUGACCCUGCAACUAGAGAUGCACAAAAGCUUGCACCACUACUGAUGGUUCUAAAGAAUCUAAUCAACAUGAACCUGAGAGUGUUUAUGAAUUGUCAGUCUAAGCUAUCUGACAUGCCUUUAAAAAGCUUUUAUCGCUAUGUUCUAGAACCUGAAAUUUCUUUUAUGGUGGACAAUAGUUUUGCUCCAGGUCCUAUUGCAAAAUUCUUAGACAUGCCUCAUUCUCCCCUUUUCACACUUAACCUGAAUACACCUGAAAGUUGGAUGGUGGAGUCAGUUCAUACACGUUAUGACUUGGAUAAUAUAUAUUUGGAAGAGGUGGACAGCAUUGUGGCAGCGGAGUAUGAGCUAGAAUAUCUCUUGUUGGAAGGUCAUUGUUUUGAUGUCACCACGGGUCAGCCUCCUAGAGGACUACAGUUUACACUGGGGACUUCCUCCAACCCUCUUAUUGUAGAUACAAUUGUGAUGGCUAAUCUGGGUUACUUCCAAUUAAAAGCCAACCCUGGGGCUUGGGUUUUAAGACUAAGAAAGGGAAGGUCAGAUGAAAUAUAUAAAAUUUACAGCCAUGAAGGUACAGAUUCUCCUACUGAUGCAGAUGAUUUAAUAGUGGUCCUCAAUAAUUUUAAAAGUAAAAUAAUAAAGGUCAAGGUACAGAAAAAGCCAGACAAAAUAAAUGAUGAGUUGUUAAAUGAUGGAAGUCAUGAAAACGAUUCAGGUUUUUGGGAGUCCCUUACAAGGGGAUUAACUGGAAGAGCAAAGACUGAAGAAGUAAAGCAGGAGAAAGACGAUGUGAUAAAUAUCUUCUCUGUAGCAUCAGGACAUCUUUAUGAGCGAUUCCUAAGGAUUAUGAUGCUGUCAGUGCUAAAGAACACCAACACACCAGUGAAAUUUUGGUUUUUGAAGAACUAUCUUUCACCAACAUUUAAGGAAUUCAUUCCUUAUAUGGCAAAGCAAUAUGGUUUUCAAUAUGAACUGGUUCAAUACAAGUGGCCUAGGUGGCUUCAUCAACAGACAGAGAAGCAGCGAAUUAUUUGGGGCUACAAGAUCUUGUUUUUAGAUGUGCUCUUCCCACUAGCAGUAAAUAAAAUUAUUUUUGUGGAUGCUGAUCAGAUAGUCCGCACUGAUCUGAAGGAGUUGCGAGAUUUUGACUUGGAUGGUGCCCCUUAUGGUUAUACUCCUUUCUGUGAUAGUCGCAGAGAGAUGGAUGGGUACCGCUUUUGGAAGUCAGGCUAUUGGGCUAGUCAUCUAGCUGGUAGAAAAUAUCAUAUCAGCGCUCUUUAUGUGGUCGAUUUGAAAAAAUUCAGAAAAAUAGCAGCUGGGGACCGACUCAGAGGACAAUACCAAGGUCUCAGCCAAGACCCUAACAGCUUAUCCAAUCUUGAUCAGGAUUUACCCAAUAACAUGAUCCAUCAAGUUCCUAUUAAAUCUCUGCCACAGGAGUGGUUAUGGUGUGAAACAUGGUGUGAUGACUCCUCUAAAAAACAUGCAAAGACUAUUGAUUUGUGUAAUAACCCACAGACCAAAGAACCCAAGCUACAGGCAGCUGUAAGAAUAGUCUCUGAGUGGACAGAUUAUGACCAAGAGGUCAAACAAUUAUACAAUACUUUUGUAGAAAUGAAAGAAAAGGGUUCAAUUCCCCUCACCCAUGAUUCCACCAAAAGGAUAAAGCCAGAUUAUAAUGGGCACAUUGAAUUAUAACCCGUGUAUGCUGGCAUCAAGAUUAAAUUUAACUCUGUUCAAAGAGUUAUUUUCUUUUUAUGUGAAGACUGUCUCAUUGAAUGCAAUUAUGCAAGACCUGCUGAAGAAAUCAUUACAAUUUUUUUUUUUAUUUUAUUUUUUUUUUGAGAGAAAGUUCAAAACAGCAAAACUAAUCGAAAACACAUUAAAUCCUGUAAUGAAAUGUCAAACUUGUUUAAAUCAAAAACAAGGAUAGACUUCCUUCAUUCCAUUUUAACCAAUAUCAUGGGAUAUUAGAUAAUAAUUUAAAAAAAAAAAAAAAACUUUCACUUGAUUGUACUUUUAAAACCGUCCAUUAGUCAUCUAUUUUGUACAUUAAUUCCCAUACUAUUUUGUAGCCAUAUUUUAAAAAUGAAGCAUCUCUGACCUAUAAGUAGUGGACUGGUUUCUUUGUUAAAAUAAAUUAUGAUGAACAUCCAUCCUUUUGUGAACCUGAUUUAAAACUGUAAAAGUAAAGCAAAAAAUACACUGUAUUGGAUAUAGAUUGAUUGAUUGUUUUUUCCUUCAUAUUUUAAACAAUGCCCUCACAUAUUUGAUGACUUUACCUUCAUAUUGUAGACUAGUUUAUUUUUACAGUGUUUAUUCUGUUGUAGUUUCCUUAAGCUGACAUACAGUAUAUUCAACACUGUGUUGUAAAAUGCUGUAUCCAAUAAUUUAAACAGAUGUGCUUGGUGGUUUUCUACCAACAUGUUAAAAUAUUUGUUUUAGUUUUUGUUUUCUUUAAUACAAUCUUCCUUUCUAGUACAUAUACAAGUCAUAAAAUGUUCCUACAAAAAAACCUGAAUGUGAAAUUUUGCAACACACAUUGAAUCACUAUUUGUUUACUAUGAAGUGGUAACAGACAGCCAGCUGUUCAGUUUAAACAGUGAAAAUUAUGGAAAGGGUAAAUUCCAUAUUUACCACCCAGGCUACAACAGAUAAAUAUUUCUACUUAGAUUCAUUAAGCAGUAGGUCUGUUUUUUUCAUCCAUUUACAGUAGUUGAUGAAUCUAUCAGAAAAACAUUUGGCGUUGAUUGGUUGUGCUCAGCUUUUUUUUUUUGGAAGGAAACAUUUAUUAUUAUGCCUCACUAAACAGUCAUUUAGUUUGCUUCUGUAUUGUUUUACAUAAGUAGUAUAGUAAUAGAACAUGCCGUUGAAAGAAUGAAAUGAAAGUAUAUAUUUCUAAAAAUAGUAGCCUGCAGAUCACGUAAAAAUAGACAAGUUUGCAUUGUGUUUACAGAGUGGGUACCCUUAUGGUUUUUCCAAUUAAAUGGUUGAUUUAAAUUGGUUCUUGUUAUAAUUAUCACUUCUCAAAAAGUUUCCAAUGUUAUAGUAUAGUUAGUCUAGGUCUGAUCUAUAAGACUGUUACUAAGUAUUUCUAUGACCUGUUUUGUCCAGCUUAUUAUGUCUUUAGGUAAACUGGAUAUGAAAUGCUUUUUAUAUGCAUCAUCAAAACAAUUCUGCAAUCUUUAUAUCUUUAUUCAAAAAUUAUUCAGACUAUUAAUCAGUCUCAGUUUAGAUUUGAAUUAUUUUAUUGCAGAAAUGACUAUUAAUAAUUUUGUUUAAAAUCUGUAGUAUAGACUUAAGUUGAAAUUAAUAUAAUAUUGUAGUCUAAUUGGGCCGACUAUAUGAAGUAAGUUGUUAAAUUUAACACACUGGAAUAUGAAAUUUAGUUUUAUUUAAUAAACUGCCAUGAAUCAAAAUGUAAAAGUACAAUACAGCAAAAAAUAAAAUAGCGUUUUAAGAUUUGUAUCUAGCAAAAGGUUUCUGCUGCUGCUUUAGAGAAUUCUUAGUUGUUCAAAUUACAGUUCUCCUGAAAAUCAUCAUGUGUCUAAAUUAAUCAGUCACAUAAGUGUCACUUUUUGAGUUUUAUUUGUCAUCAUUUUAAAAACUCAGGGUGUUGCAGAAUUCUUACAACUUUUAUUUAAAAGUUAAACUGAUCUUUGUUAAAGUUUUGUGUUUUUUCAGACAUUCAAUUGUAUAUGUUCAUAGAUGCUAGAGUGCUGAGAUAUUUAAUGAUGAAGGAUGAAUCAGUUUUUGUUGCAUUAUUUAAAAUCUUUGGCACAGGUGAAAGAAUGUCACUCUUCAGCAUGUUGGUUAAUUACUGGAUUUUAGUUUCUUUAAGCUAAUAUUUAUGCCUUCUGUUUGUAACAGUGCAUGUUUUAGCCACACUGUAUAUGAAAUACAGUACAUACAUUAUUGUUUCAUAGACAUCAUUUAAGAGCCGAAUGCAAAAUAAUGAAGUUGCAUUCUACUGCAUUGAAAUUAAGUAUGAUCUAUGUUAAAAUAAAACAAAAUAACAAUAUCAUUUUAAAAGAAUAUAAUAAAGAUUUACAAUAUAUAAUAAUUUAUAGCACAUUGACAGUGUUCAGUUUUUUGCCACCAACAUUGUUUUCAGGUAUAUCAUAGAAGAGCACUCAGUUCUUAGCAUGCUUUGCUAUAAUCCAUUUUGGUGCAACUUCCUCUUUACUGCAGCAGAACCUUUCAGAAAUAAAGAAUAUGAUUGGCUCUGAGUAACCUUAACAAAUUCUAUUUAGAAUCCGAGUUUUGGGUAGUGAUUUUAACUUUUGACUUACCGAGUAUUCCACUUUGCUUGGCCUUGAAAAUCAAAUGUUUAACUCAGGUUAACUUAAAAUCUGCUCUUUUGUGCUUAUCCUUCUCCCAUUAACAAAAUCAUGAACCAAAAAUGUAAUGGAUUCCUGUUAAAAGUAGAAAAUGCACACACUGCUGACAGUACCUAAACAAACAGCUUAUAAAAAAGUAUAUUUCUUCUCUGUAAAUAUGAUCUGUUCUGCAAAGGAUACAGUGCUUAAAAUUUUACAGACUGGUUGCACAUAAUUGCAGGUUUGUAAGUGCCUUUUUUGGUAUAUAUUUAAUACUAAAACAUAUAAAUUAAAAUGCAUUUCUUUUUGAAUUCUGUUAGUAAUUUGGCAGCCUAGUCUAAAAAUUGGUGUAAAGUACUUUGAAGGUCUUGAGAUAAUCUGAAAACAUCCUUUUUAUUUUUGUUACAAAAUCCUUUUGUUUUGUUAUAAGUAAAAACAACUGAUUUGUCCAGUGAUACUUCCUGACCCUUUAUAAAUGUUUUUUUUUUUAAUCUCACACACUGUUCAUUUUUUUCUUUACUUUCUGUAGCCACUCUUUCUAAAACGUCUGUUCAGGUUAGAGAUAUGUAUUUUUUGAAUGGGAUUUACUAUUUUAACUCAUGCUGUGUUAAUGUUAUUGAUGAAUUUGAAUGCCAUAAGGAUAAAUGUAGCUGACUCGCAGUUUUAGACUUUAUUUUCCAAUGUAGUUUUCUUACUGUACAUUGUCCUUUUGAGAAUCUAAUAUGGGUGACAAAGUCUACAUUCUUACAGCCUCUCUGAUUACAAUUUUUCACUGCAAGCCGCUGUCUUGAUUAGAGGCAAACUCCAGACUUUCAGAGUAAACUAUCCUUAAUUACCUGUAGAAUUUUUGAAUUUUUUCUUCAGUCAGUUUUAUAGUAAAUGUUUAUUAAAUAAGGCAAGCACAUUUAUUGAUUUUAUGAAGAGCAGUGAAAAAUAAUACAUUUACUUUCAGCUAAUUGUGUUAUUACACUUUCCUACAAUAAGUAGUCUAAAUCCAUUGACAAAAAAAUUUCGGAAAGCCCAUCUGUUACAAUUUACCAACAAAUUAUUAUGAAAUCUUUUAUGAGAACAAUAUACUGUCAGCCUUCCAUAUCUGUGGGUUCCUCAUCUGCACAUUCAAUCAACACUGGACUGAAAAUAUUAAUUGGAAAAAAAAUCCAAAUCUUCAAUUUGCUGUGUGCCGAGCACUAUUCUGAAUCCAUGGGAAGGAAGUGAUUUGUAGGCAUACCCUGCUGUAGACUCCUGCAAUAGGAGUUGAAUAAAAGUAGACUUACAACUCCUAUAUGGCAGCCAAUUACUAUGUCACCAUACUGUUUAUCAGUUGGAUAGGUCGGCUUACAUGAAGCACGCUUGCACUACUCCAUACGUAAUGGACUAUGUUUUCUGGCAAUCAUCACUUUUAUAAAAGAAAAGCUUUAUCUUGCUAAUUUUUUUUCCUACCUCAGCUUCUGAGUACUACCAAUUGCCAACAUGGGAAACAGUUUCCAUCUUUACAUUUCCCGUUGUACUGUACCCGUUAAACAAAACACAUACACAUAUUCCUGAAAAUAA
Messenger RNA from Polypterus senegalus (gray bichir), 8808 nucleotides. RefSeq names its product UDP-glucose glycoprotein glucosyltransferase 1 (gene uggt1). The coding region runs from base 20 to 4636 and encodes 1538 amino acids. Gene Ontology annotation, molecular function: UDP-glucose:glycoprotein glucosyltransferase activity. The transcript has 41 exons. NCBI's taxonomy places the organism in Eukaryota, Metazoa, Chordata, Cladistia, Polypteriformes, Polypteridae. The record is from RefSeq and is a predicted model, not a curated record. Gene Ontology annotation, cellular component: endoplasmic reticulum.